Lagenorhynchus albirostris (white-beaked dolphin) is the source of this 1163-nucleotide messenger RNA. RefSeq names its product ubiquitin specific peptidase 50 (gene USP50). NCBI's taxonomy places the organism in Eukaryota, Metazoa, Chordata, Mammalia, Artiodactyla, Delphinidae. Gene Ontology annotation, biological process: protein K63-linked deubiquitination; endosome organization; Ras protein signal transduction. The coding region runs from base 1 to 1122 and encodes 373 amino acids. The transcript has 7 exons. Gene Ontology annotation, molecular function: cysteine-type deubiquitinase activity. The record is from RefSeq and is a predicted model, not a curated record. Gene Ontology annotation, cellular component: postsynaptic density; extrinsic component of endosome membrane; cytosol.
AUGGCUUCACAACAGCCUUUCACUGCAGAUGACUUCGGUAUCUACUGUGUCCUCACAGAGUGCACAGAUCACUAUGACCCCUUUCCAGUUAAUGCAGCUGAUGAGAACCAGCCCCAUUUCCAGGGCGUGACUGGUCUGCAGAACCUGGGCAACACAUGCUACAUGAAUGCCAUCUUACAGUGUCUCUGCAGCAUCUCACCGCUGGUGGAAUACUUUCUCUCUGGAAAGUACAUUACCGCUCUUCAAAAGGAUUGCAGUGAGGUUGCCACUGCUUUUGCCUACGUGAUGACAGACAUGUGGCUUGGAGACUCUGACUGUGUCUCACCAGAAAUAUUUUGGUCAGCUUUUGGCAAACUCUACCCAGCAUUUAUGAAAAAGACGCAGCAAGAUGCUCAGGAAUUCUUGAUUUAUGUCCUGAAUGAACUUCAUGAAACUCUGAAAAAGUACCACCGAAGAAGAUCAUAUGAAAAAAGAUCUAUUCCGAGAUCCUGCAGGAAGAUGAUUGCCAACGAGUCCUCCAUCAUCACCCGGCUGUUUGAAGGGCAGCUCAAUUAUAGCAUCAUAUGUUUAAAGUGUGAGAACUGUACCUACAAGAAUGAAGUCUUCACCGUCCUCUCCCUCCCCAUUCCAUCCAAAUACGAGUGCUCUCUUCAGGACUGUCUCCAGUGUUUUUUUCAACAAGACACACUGGCCUGGGACAACCAAAUUUACUGUUCCUUUUGCGAAACCAAGCAAGAAACAGCUGUGAAGGCCAAUAUUUCUAAAGCACCAAAAAUAAUUGUCUUUCACUUAAAAAGGUUUGACAUUCUGGGUACAAUGAAAAGGAAACUGAGGACAGAUAUUCAUUACCCGCUCACUAACUUGGACCUUACUCCUUACAUUUGUCCAAUUUUUCGAAAACAUCCUAAAUAUAACCUCUGUGCAGUGGUGAACCACUCUGGUGAUCUGGAUGGUGGCCACUACACUGCUUUCUGCAAAAACUCAGUGACUCACGCCUGGUAUAACUUUGAUGACACACGAGUCAGUGAGAUUCCAGAUACUUCAGUUCAAACUGCUACAGCAUAUCUCCUGUUCUAUAGCUGCCAGCCCUUUUCUAUACCUAUACAAAAACGCAAGAGUUAGGAAAAUGGUGUUUCCUGAAAAUUGCAAAACUAGCAAUUAGA